AUGAAUAAUAAUAUAGUUUAUAAUAAUAGUAGUAGUAAUAAUAAUAAUAAUAGUAAAAAGUAUAGUUUUCAAUUUAAUUUAUAUAUUUUAAUUUUAAUAUGUUGUUUUUUAUCAAACUGUGUGGUUGUUGAUAGUAGACAUUGGAAGAGAGAAGUUACUCUAAGUGAAUUCGAUGUACAGCCUUUUACUCAUUUUCUAUUCUUGGAGGGUGGAACCCUAUCUGUAGCAAUAAGAUCAUUACCACAAGAUAGAGUACUUUAUUUUACUGUUUGUACAGAGCAUGAAUGGGCAAAUUUAUUUGGAUAUAAAAUGAAGAAACCACCUUGUAUGGUUUUUAAAAAUGAAACGUAUGAAGAGGGUGAAGAAGACGAUGGUGAUAUUUAUAGUAGAUGUGACAAAUACAACAUAUUCGCAUUACUCUCUGGACUUGGCGUAACACUUGUACUCUAUGAACUAUAUACCGAUGAUAGUAUAUCAUUUUUAUUUAUAGAAAUAUUUGUAUUGUCAUUCAAAGUGUUCUUGUUAUUCUAUGUUUUUGUUGCGAUCAAUAUUAAUUCCAAACAAUUGGAAUAUAGAAUUCUAAGAUAUAAUCCAUCUGAAGAAUCGCAGACAACUCUCUCACAAGCAGAGGUUAUCAUAAUGAUAAAGAAAUAUAAAAUAUUUGUACCUAGAUUAGAAGAUGUCUUUAAAAUGAUACCUGAAAGACCAUGGAAUAGUGGUAGUGGAACAGGUUCAAAUGCUCAAGCAAAUACCAACAACAACAAUAAUAAUAAUAAUGACAAUCAAGAUGAACAAUCACAACAACAACAACAACAACAAGAGGAAGAGGAAGAAGAAGAUCUAGAUAAUAUAGAUGAAAGAUCAAGUCUAAACAAUAGAAGGAAUAAUAAUGAUGAAUACGGUAUCGAAAUGCAAACUUUAAAUUAUUAA
This is a messenger RNA of Heterostelium album PN500, 930 nucleotides long. RefSeq lists its product as uncharacterized. The record is from RefSeq and is a predicted model, not a curated record. The coding region runs from base 1 to 930 and encodes 309 amino acids. NCBI's taxonomy places the organism in Eukaryota, Evosea, Eumycetozoa, Acytosteliales, Acytosteliaceae. The transcript has 6 exons.